Molecule: messenger RNA, 699 nt
Organism: Brenthis ino (lesser marbled fritillary)
Lineage: Eukaryota; Metazoa; Arthropoda; Insecta; Lepidoptera; Nymphalidae
Source: the annotation of a GenBank genome assembly
AUGAGCAUCGAUAUUGGAGGUAUGCGAAUUAAAUAUAAAGACAGAAAUGAUACUUUUUUAGAAAAACAUUUAGUGUCAAAAGAACCCUUUGGACAAUUUGAUACAUGGUUUAAAGAAGCAUGUGGAAAAAAAGAAAUUUUAGAGCCAAAUGCUAUGUGUCUUGCUACUUCAACCAAGGAUGGAUACCCUUCAGCAAGAUUUGUUCUAUUGAAAGGAUAUGGGAAAGAUGGUUUCAAGUUUUUCACAAAUUAUGGAAGCCGAAAAGCUAAGGAAAUGUCAGAAAAUGCAAAUGUAGCAGCUACUUUUUACUGGGAAGUCCUUAACAGAUCAGUAAGAAUUGAAGGUCAUGUUGAAAAGCUUUCUGAAGAGGAAUCUACUUUAUAUUUCCAUUCUCGACCAGUACCUAGUCAGAUUGCUGCGAGUGCUAGUUUUCAAAGCACACCAAUUGAAUCAAGGGAUGUCCUUUGUGAAAGAGAAAAAGUUUUAGAAGCAGAGUAUAUGAUACCUGGCAAGGAGAUUCCCAAACCAGCAUUCUGGGGAGGAUAUAUUAUAAAACCUAGAGUAGUUGAAUUUUGGCAAGGUCAAAGAGAUCGACUUCACGACAGGAUUAAAUUUCGAAGACCAAAAGAAGGCGAAGUGCCUGAUGGUAAAAUAUUACAUGAAGGUGAAGAUGGCUGGGUUUUUGAAAGGCUCUCACCA